GCACAAGAAAAGAAUCCCAACGGCUCUAAUGCGGUGGAUCCAGAUAAGUGACCGUUGGUAGGGCCACUUGUCAGCUUUUCGAAUUAUAUAACCGUUGCUUCUCCUCAUGUCAGACCCAACACCCUUCAGGCCAGAGAGGCAAGGAAUCAGUGCGGAGUUGAGAAAACCGAGCAAGAGGGUGAUAGUCAUCUGCCAUGACUGUUGAGGUUAAAUCCGAAGAAACCCAGAUGGUUGAAGUCGUUGUUCCUGGAUCGGAGUCUGCAAAGGUCGCGGAAGAGACCAAGGAAGCCGUCCGAGAAAAUGCCCAAGAGAAGGUGGACGUUGAACCCCAAACCAAAACUGUUGAGAAGAGCUCGUCUUUCAAGGAGGAGAGCAACUUUUUCACUGAUCUGAAGGAGGCCGAGAGAAAGGCCUUGAUUGAGUUGAGAUUUAAACUUGAAGAAGCCAUCCUUGGAAACAGUUUGUUCGUGAAAGAUGAAAAGAAAAUAGAUGAAAAAAAAUCACGGAGCGAAGGUGAGGGGAGUAAAGAUGAAGCAGAAAAACAGGACAAAUCGAAAUCUGAAGGAGAUGAGAAGGAGAAAGUGAAAGUGGGAGAAGAAGGUGACGAAGAAAAGAAACCCAAGGAUGAGAAAGAGAGUAAGCCAGAUUUAGAAGUGGAAGAGAACAGCGUCGAAAUUGAUAGGGAUAUAUCCCUCUGGGAAGUACCCUUGCUGCCUAGUAAGGCUGCGGAGGGCACCGACGUUAUCCUCCUCAAGUUCCUGAGAGCUAGAGAAUUCAAGGUCAAUGAGGCCUUCGAGAUGCUCAAAAAGACCCUUCAAUGGCGGAAGGAGUUCAAGACUGGCUCGAUCUUGAAUGAGGAUUUGGGCUCAGAUCUUGCCUCCACUGCUUACAUUACGGGUUUAGAUCGCGAAGGUCACCCAGUUUGCUACAAUGUCUAUGGAGCGUUUGCUAAUGAAGAACUAUAUCAGAAGACUUUCGGCACUGAAGAACAACGUCUGAGGUUUUUGAGGUGGAGGAUCCAGUUUAUGGAGGACGGAAUUCGGAAUCUCGAUCUCAGGCCCGGUGGCGUCUCGUCUUUGCUCCAAAUUAAUGAUCUCAAGAACUCCCCCGGACCGUCAAAGAAGGAGCUUCGGGUCGCCACAAAACAAGUUGUUGGGAUUCUCCAAGACAAUUAUCCCGAGUUUGUUGCCAGAAAUAUAUUCAUUAAUGUUCCAUUCUGGUAUUAUGCCUUUCAUUCCCUCUUAUCUCCUUUCUUAACCCAAAGAACCAAGAGCAAAUUCGUCUUUGCUCGCCCAUCCAAGGUCACUGAAACCCUGCUCAAAUACAUUCCAGCCAAUGAAAUCCCAGUCCAGUACGGCGGCUUCAGUCGGGUGAGAGAUUUUGAGUUCUCCGCUGCAGAUGGUGGAGUCUCGGAGCUUAUCGUCAAGGCAGGAUCAACUCGAACUAUCGAGAUACCUGUACAUGAGGUUGGAACCACAUUCAUUUGGGAUCUCGCUGUCUUGGGUUGGGAAGUGAACUACAAGGAGGAAUUUGUCCCGACGGAUGAAGGGUCUUAUACCAUCCUAAUUCAGAAGGGGAAGAAGAUGAGCUCGCAUGAAGCACCGAUUCGCAACACUUUCAAGAACAACGAGCCUGGAAAAAUCGUCCUUACAAUCGAGAACGGGUCAAGCAAGAAGAAGAUGGUCCUGUAUCGGUACAAGGUCAAGAAGAGCCGCUUAUUUUGAUCCAAAUUUUCUAUUUUACAAAGAGACUUUUAGCAUUGGGGGAAUGUGAGGAAGACUAGACUGGCUGUGUCAUAUUUAAUUGCUGUGUUUGUCAUAUUCUUUUAUGGUUGGCGUAAUAUCAUUCUUUUAGCAGGAUCAGCGUGAACCUGUCUAUGAUUUAUUUGUACUGUUGAGUUUUACCUAUUGCAAUCUUGCUAGGUGCUGGAGAUUGUUUUUUGUUGUGUAAGAUAUCUGUUAAGAUUGAUUAAAUUAAAUGAAGUUCACAUGUUUUUACUAAA
Molecule: messenger RNA, 2002 nt
Organism: Malania oleifera
Lineage: Eukaryota; Viridiplantae; Streptophyta; Magnoliopsida; Santalales; Ximeniaceae
Product: patellin-4-like
Exons: 5
Coding region: 195-1724 (509 amino acids)
Molecular function (GO): lipid binding
Source: RefSeq, a predicted model, not a curated record